Brassicogethes aeneus is the source of this 303-nucleotide messenger RNA. The record is from the annotation of a GenBank genome assembly. NCBI's taxonomy places the organism in Eukaryota, Metazoa, Arthropoda, Insecta, Coleoptera, Nitidulidae.
AUGCACCGGAUCAGGUAUUUUGCCGAUCCGGCCGGAACCGGAAUUUCGGCCGCUAGCCGAACCGGAUCGCCCGAAUUCCGGCCGGAUCGGGACCUAAAUUUAAAAUCAUGCCUGCACACAGCAAAAGAGUGUCAAGAAAUAAAAAGUUUGAUGGACAGUCAGUUCUUGUUUACUAAGGCGACUGGUGAUUGUGAUAUUUUUGUGAAUAAUUCUAAAUAAUUCCAUUUUCUUGGAAAAUGUUUCUAGUUACAAUUGUUAAUAUUAAUUUAUAUAAAAUUAUGGACUGAUUAAUUAAGUAUACCG